Triticum turgidum subsp. durum (durum wheat) is the source of this 1065-nucleotide messenger RNA. The record is from the annotation of a GenBank genome assembly. NCBI's taxonomy places the organism in Eukaryota, Viridiplantae, Streptophyta, Magnoliopsida, Poales, Poaceae.
AUGGCAUCGGAGGACGUGGUGGGGAAGAGCAGGGGCGACACGGCCGUCAACACCAUCGUCAACCUGGCCGAGGAGGCCAAGCUCGCGCGCGAGGGCGUCAAGGGCCCCGGCCACCAGGUCCUCACCGUCUGCAAGUCCCUCUUCGCCGGAGGCGUCGCCGGUGGCCUAUCGAGGACUGCUGUUGCUCCGCUUGAGCGAUUGAAGAUCCUGCUUCAGGUUCAAAAUCCUCACAGUAUCAAGUACAAUGGUACCGUUCAAGGGCUUAAGUAUAUAUGGAGAACAGAAGGCCUUCGUGGACUGUUUAAGGGCAAUGGAACUAACUGUGCAAGGAUUGUCCCAAACUCUGCUGUGAAAUUCUUCAGCUAUGAGCAAGCAUCAAGGGGUAUUUUGUAUCUGUACCGGCAACAGACUGGGGAUGAGAAUGCUCAGCUUAGUCCAAUCUUGCGCCUUGGAGCCGGAGCCACAGCUGGUAUCAUAGCCAUGUCUGCCACUUAUCCCAUGGAUAUGGUUAGGGGUAGGAUUACUGUUCAGACAGAGAAGUCUCCCUACCAGUACCGUGGUAUGUUUCAUGCAUUGGGCACAGUGUACCGUGAAGAAGGCUUCCGUGCUUUAUACAGAGGCUGGCUUCCAUCAGUGAUUGGAGUUGUCCCUUAUGUUGGCCUUAACUUUGCUGUGUACGAGUCUCUGAAGGACUGGCUCCUCCAGUCAAAUGCAUUCGAUCUUGCAAAGGACAAUGAGCUGCACGUAGUAACAAGGCUUGGAUGCGGAGCUGUGGCUGGAACCAUAGGCCAGACUGUGGCAUACCCUCUUGAUGUUGUCAGGAGAAGGAUGCAGAUGGUCGGCUGGAGUCACGCUGCUUCUAUUGUUACUGGAGAAGGCAAAGAGGCACUCCAGUACAAUGGUAUGAUUGAUGCAUUCAGGAAAACUGUCCGCCACGAAGGAUUUGGUGCUCUGUACAAGGGUCUUGUGCCCAACUCGGUGAAGGUGGUGCCUUCCAUCGCCAUCGCGUUUGUCACGUAUGAGGCUGUGAAGGAUGUUCUAGGAGUAGAGAUGAGGAUAGACUGA